AUGCGACAGUUGAGUGAGUUUGAGGACCACGGUAUGUCGGCGCAGGGAAUUCGCCCUUGCGUGAAAAUCAUACGCCGAAUUUCUCAGUAUGGGUGAGAACCUAUGAUGAGUUUUGCUCUCGCAAUGUCUCCUACAAGUCUGGUAAUGAUACAUAUUGUAAUGUGGUUAGCGGAAGACUGCAGCGGAAUACUUGACGUCGACUUUUCAGCAGCUUUUAUGACCACAAAGGAAGAAUGCGGUUUGAGCGAAGAACGCAGAGCCGAUCUCAGGACGUAUUCUAGAGAGAAAAAGCUCGUCAUGCUCACUACACAAACGUUUCGACCUGAAGAGGACUGCGAGAAGUUGAUUUCCUUGCUACGAACGUUCGAGAAAGAACAACAGAACACCUUCGCACCUCCUGUCAGCGUACUCCAAGACGUCGCCAUCACACUCAGGACACAGUGCUCCAGAGUUGUUCCCCUCUGUAAUAGAAUCGCAAUGUUUUAUGCGAUGGUUUUGUUGUUGAUUCAACUUUAG
Messenger RNA from Haemonchus placei, 516 nucleotides. Lineage: Eukaryota; Metazoa; Nematoda; Chromadorea; Rhabditida; Trichostrongylidae. The record is from the annotation of a GenBank genome assembly.